UUAAUGUUAGUAUGUUUAUUCGAUUUCCCCCCCUUUUUUGUUCGCAGAAGGGUCCCUGGUCUGUUGUGGACCCCCUCGGCCACCGGGAGCACUGUUACCCACUCCGUGCGCACCGUGGCGUCCCUGGAUACCGCCGACGCUCCUCCACUGACCAGGAGCGACUCUCUCUGGGAGGAUCUGGGGGAGACACUACCGCUUCGGUCGGUCUGCUCCCACUUCAUCGCCGCGUGACGACGACGACGAUGAUGGUGUUGUUGAUGAAACGCAAUGGAGUCGAGCAGGGUGGAUUAAUAGUGCACCAUGAAUGACAGGUACCACAAGGCGGCCCGGGACGGCUACCUGGACCUGCUGAAGGAGGCAACUCGGAAGGAUCUGAACGCGCCGGAUGAGGAUGGCAUGACCCCGACGUUAUGGGCUGCUUAUCACGGCAACCUGGAGGCUCUGCGGCUGAUCGUGGCCAGGGGAGGAAACCCUGACAAGUGUGACAUAUGGGGGAACACGCCGCUCCACCUGGCAGCUGCCAAUGGUCACCACAACUGCCUUUUCUUCCUGGUGUCUUUCGGUGCCAACAUAUGGUGCCUGGACAACGACUACCACACGCCGUUGGACAUGGCCGCCACAAAGAAUCACAUGGAUUGUGUCCGCUACCUGGAUGCCAUCGCUACCAAGCAGACGGGGCUCAACACGAAGCUGGUCAGCAAGAUGAAGGACCGGGCGUUUCGCGAUGCCGAGCGGCGAAUCAAAGAGUGCGUGAAGAUGCAGAAGAAACACCACAAACGCAUGGAGCGGAGGUUUCAUAAGGAGACGUCGGAGGCUUCUGCAUCAGACGUCAUGAGCUUUUCCAGUUACACAAGCAGCUCUAUUAGCCACAAGCUGCACAACUUUAAUGCAGCCACAGUCAGCGUGCCAUAUUCUCAGGCUACUCUCCAUGCCACAAACAGAGGGAAGACAAAGAUUCAGAGGAAGCUGGAGAAGAGGAAACAAGGAGACGGGACCUUUAAAAUCUACGAGGAUGGGAGGAAGAGCGUGCGCUCCCUUUCUGGACUUCAGCUGGGCAACGAUGUCAUGUUUGUCAAACAGGGGACUUAUGUCAACCCAAAGGACCGUGGCCGCCGCAACGUUCGCGACAUGUUCCCCAGAGACAAUUACGAUGCCAUUUCACGUGCCAUCAGCGAGCCGGACCUCCACGGGCCGGAUGUGGACUACUCUGAGAUCAGCACCGACUCGGGACACGAUUCCUUGUUCAACAGGCCCGGUUUGGGCACCAUGGUCUUCAGGAGGAACUAUGUGAGUGGCGGGAUGUUUGACAUUGGCGGUCGUGAUGAGGACAGCGCGGACCGGUCAGGCAACAACGUGCGUUUACGCAGUCGGCUGCAGCAGUACCCGAGUGCAGAUGAAGACAGCAUCGGCAGCGCGCGCAGUCUGCAGGAGAGGAACGUGGAGGAGCUGCCCUGGGAUGAAGUCGAAUUAGGUCUGGACGAUGAUGACGAGGCCAACACGAGCCCUCUGGAGGUCUUCCUCGCCACACAGAGCAUGAGCGACUUUUUCUCCAUUUUCAAAAGAGAAAAGAUUGACCUUGAAGCACUGUUGCUGUGCUCUGACCACGAUCUUAAGAGCAUCCACAUCCCCUUAGGACCGAGGAAAAAGAUCUUAGAUGCCUGUAAGAGACACCUGGAGACCAUAGAGGACCCCGACUGCAUUGAGGACACAGAACUAUAAUAAAAGUUGUUGUAGAUGCUCCCUCCUGCUGUGUGCUCAUCCAGGCUUAAAGGUCAGUGGAGCAGUGUGGAGUGAAUGUCACGUAUGGACAGGGAGGACAUAAUGAUUUACCUCUCCUGGUACCUCAGUGGUAACAAAGCAGAAAGGACGCUGUCAACAUGAAUAUGUCAAACAAGAGGGGACGGCUGUGAAACUCUGUUACAGUGUCGUGUUAGCCUCAGGAGGAUCACUGCAAAUAUAUCUGUAUGUCGGUCGGUUGGAGUCACCUGCACUGCAUGGUUGAACAAACUGAAAGACAAUUAUCAGAGUGCAGUGCUGCGUUUAUUGUAUGCUAUGUAGCAUAGUCAACAGAGAGUUUAUUGUAGGGUCUGUGUCCCCUGAACAUGUUCGCCCCUAUGGGGUUCAUGUGCCUGCAUUGCUUGUGCCUGUGCAUUUGCUUAAAAGUGUCUUUUGUCAUAAAUACCUUUCACAUUCACGUCAUUGUAACUUUAUUAGCAACUUUUUCAAUUUCAACAUUCUGAGCAACAUUUUUACCCACAGCCCUUCGACUGUUUCCUUACUCAUUUUUCAUGUCUUUACAUGUUUACAUACAGCAAGCCAAUUAUGUUCACUGGCAAUGCAGGCCAAUUGUUCAUUGAGAUUAUACUGGUAACGUAAAUAUGAAAAUCCACUAUCUUUAGAUAAUGUCAUAACACAACAUAUAUACAUGUAGUUGUAGUUCUAUUUUGCAUGUUCAGUCCAUACAGAUUUAUAAAUCUUUGUAUAUUACUCAUGUCAGUCUUGAUAAUAUGAUGAUGAGUCUUACAACGGUUUGUAUCUUGAGUAGUUUAUAUAAUAAUGUACAUCUGCGCAGAAGCAAACUUAUGUUGACGUUUAAUAUUGCAACUUUUUAACGCUUUUAACACAAAUAAUAAAAAUACUAAUGUUUUUAAAGCUGUAAUUGCUUAACUGAUAGAUCCAUACAAUGUUCUCUCCUUACUUUAUCCUAUACUUCCUAUAUGUCAUUUGCAGAUUAGCCCAAACAGAAGAUAUGCAGAGAAUACUGUAAGAUGUGCCUUUACAAAGGAGGAUUCUGAUGUUUGACAAUGUUUAACUUAUCAAACUCUUUUAAAAUAAAAGGGA
Centropristis striata (black sea bass) is the source of this 2841-nucleotide messenger RNA. It is a transcript of the gene ush1ga, whose product is annotated as Usher syndrome 1Ga (autosomal recessive). NCBI's taxonomy places the organism in Eukaryota, Metazoa, Chordata, Actinopteri, Perciformes, Serranidae. Bases 301 to 1719 code for a protein of 472 amino acids. Gene Ontology annotation, biological process: sensory perception of sound; sensory perception of light stimulus; equilibrioception. Gene Ontology annotation, molecular function: protein binding. The record is from RefSeq and is a predicted model, not a curated record. The transcript has 4 exons.